CGACCGUGGUAUCAGCAGCAGCGAGAGUCCUUUGACAUUGUUCCGCGUUGUCUUAAAUGCUAUCACUAAUUAGCUAGCUAGGUAGUGUGGGCGGUAAAUUGUGUGCGAGGCAGCAAAAUACAAAAAGCGAUCACCGACCGCCGCACUUCUAGCGACGCACAAGCGGCAGCCAGGAAUCCUGGCCCAGGAUCUCGUCGACCGCCGGUCCCCAACGUUAAUUCCGGCAGCCCGGUAGGGGUUCAAAGUUUUGGUUCCCGACUCGAAUCCGAGUGGGAAAAGGAGCUGGACACGACCGUCAAUUCGUCCCUCCCGGAACGUGAGCCGUCAACCAAAGCGUUCCGAAAAGGUAGUACUCUACUUUAUCGACCAACGAAAGGAGUGAGUACCCAUAAAAACAUGCGCAUGUAAUUAUAUAAACAAAUGAUCAUUUGCUAAUAAUUCAAAUCCACACACGAAACGUUUCCGGACCAUGAUCGAAAAAUGCAUGGUUCCGUGAUUGAUUAAUCUGGCCUGAAAUCAUUAAUUUGAAAACCGCACACAGUUUGAGGGAAAGCAUAAGGGAGGAACAAAUCGAAAAAUAGUUAUGUAACCUAGGUUAAAUAAAAACUACAAUGUCACUCUGUACAUAGUUCUCACCAUUCAUGUCUCGUAAAUACAUACAGUCCUCCCCACCAAUGAGUUUAUGUUAAAUUAGUCGCUAGUGCUUUCCCAACAUUUGUCCUUAGGUCUAAAGGGUUUUUCGUUUGUUCUAUCCGUUAAUUGUUGAUUGAUUUUUUUAGUCUGGGACAGACUGCUCGGGAAAACAGUCUCCUCACCUGGGUUGCCAGGUGCCCAGAUUUGUCUGUAAAACCAAGUGUCGCGUCUCUACUAAAGCACUUUAGCUCGGGGAACUCAAUGACAGUCGACAUUCUGAGAAGGCGCAAUUAUUGGCGUAGAAUAAUGAGAUCAUCAUAGCAUUGCUCAAGAAAAAUUGAUAGUAGCCAUUGCAAAUUAUCAACACGUUGUGUUAAGUACAAGAAGUUUGUAAAUCUUAUUAUAUUUAGGCCUGAAUCGGUAAUUUAAUAGCUUCACUGAAUGAAAUAUUUAAUUAUUUAUCAUUAAUUUGCAUAGAUUGUAGUCCGCCGGUGAAACACACAGUGUGUAAAUGAAAUAGUGCCAAUACCACAAGAUCGCUAAGCGUUUAAAACCAGUUGGUAUGAUAGUGUUAUUUGGUUAGUAGAAAAAUACUUAUUUGCUAAAUUUCAUUAGUAGAUGAAAGCACAAAUUGAUUACCACAAACAUACUUACCCGUGAAAUCUGAAAUCAUAUUGCCGUGGGGGAGAAUACUUACCGUAAAUACUUACCUGGAACACACCACCUGUAAGAACAACCUAGAAAGAAGAAGUAAUUAUACUAUCACUAAAUCAACUUCAUUACCUUCAGAUACUGCUGCUUGCAAACUAAUAAGCAGCUAGAAAGAGUUGAGAAGUUGAAUGAGAUAAGAAGAGCAGGAAAAUCAAUAAACGUAAGUUAUUAUUAAGAUUAUGUAAACACAAUUAGUAACACACAAAUGAAUUGUAAUUCUAGGAUUUUUUUAAUACAUCUACUAUUAAUCAAACGGAAUCGUCUGCUGCCUCACUCAACGUCACAAACUCACAUUAAAAAAAUCGUUUAACAGUUCUAAAAACGAUGAAGAAAUCAUCCUCCGCCCAGAAUGAGAAGGCAACAAUGGGAGCUGUUCCAAAACGAGGCCGAAGUCCUAUGAAAACUCCAACGAUGACCUGUAUUGGUACGGCGUGUCGUUUUCCGGGUUCGACAACAAGUAUGCUGCAGUGUAACAGAUGCGGUAUAUGGUUUCACUUCCAAUGUGUGGGUGCUUCGGACGAUGCACUUUCCCGUGUGUGGAUCUGCAACACUUGCUCCCUUGAACCCACAGAUGUUCUACCAAAAAAAGGAACUAAGUCAAAGGGAAAAGAACUUCCGUCAUCUAACUCUGGUAAGAACGCAAACAAACACUGUCCAACUUGUGGUGGUUUAGACACUGAUGCAAUGGUGCAAUGUGACGACUGCGACCGAUGGCAUCAUUUUAAGUGCGCGGGUGUCACAGAAGCUGUAGCUGACAUCAGCUGGAGGUGCACCAGUUGUGAAAACAGUAAAAUAACCCAAAAGCAUGUUAGUUUUAUAAGAGAUAUUCCUGUAUUGUCAACUAAGCCUUCAAUAGAAAUUGAUUCAUUAUCAAAUACGGUUGUUUCCUCAGACAAUUCGCGAUUUUUGACCGUACCAAUAACAAACAUUCCCCCAAACGUUCUUACGUACACAUCUAUGCCCGCGAGCACGUUCGAUCUUAUGAAUACAUACCCCCCUUCUCAGUUAGUGCCAACCAUGUGCAGUGCUGAAUUCAACAGUGCCAAUCCGUCCUACGAGUAUCACACAUCCAAUAAAUCAACUGCCAUCGCCACAACCACUAACGUGUUAGUAGGCUCACGCACGACAUCUGGAAUCAUUCCCCGAGUUUCGACAGCUACGGAAACAAUCGCCUCCAUGCAAGCUAACGAUCAUCGUAACAAUCAGUUUAUGGGUUCUACGGAUCAACAGAAUCAGAAGGCGCCGAGCUCGACUAAGUCAUCAGUGAGACAACGACGGGUGUUGCUGGACCUUCAGAAGCUGCACCAAGAAGAACGGCUCAUCGAGGAGGAAUAUAAGAAGAAGAAGGAAAUAUUGAAUCGUCGCUUUGAUCUCAUGCAGGAAAUAGCUAGCAACUCGUCAUCUACAACAUCGAUAGCCGAAACUGAACCGAAGAAGAAAGUGGAGGAUUGGUUGGACCGUUCAAUCCCCGAAUUCACCCGCGAAGCUAGAAUGGAAUAUCGCCCACUACAGCAACAGAACCCGUGUAUUCAGCAGCAGUGCAGCGAAGAUGCGCAAGCAAAUGAGAAUACUCACAGGCACAGUGCCCCGUUGAAUCAAAUGAUUGCUCGAAUGCAGCCAAAGCCGUACGUGGUAAAUACAUAUGCUCGUCCAAACAUGGGAAAGGAAAGUUUCAUUCCAGUGCAGCAAUCUACCCCACAACGGACUACGGGUUUUCCACAUGCAAAUAUCGAUAAUUUGAAUAGUUUUUCAAAUAGUCAUGCAUUAGCCCGCCAAGCUGCGUCCCGAGAGCUGCCAACCUUCACCGGUGUUCCCGAAGAAUGGCCACUUUUUAUAUCUACAUUCUACACUACUACAUCUAUGUGCGGGUACACUCAAGAAGAAAAUCUAUUGCGACUCCAGAAAAGCUUGCGCGGAAAAGCAUUUGAUGCUGUAAAAUGCAUGUUAAUGCAUCCUUCCAAUGUCGAGUGCAUAAUGUCAACCCUCAAAAUGCUUUUCGGAAGUCCCGAAGUGAUAAUUCACAAUCUGAUAUCCAGAAUACAGUCCACGCCACCACCCCGUGCCGAUCGUCUCGAAACGGUGAUUGAAUUUGCGUUAGUAGUGAAAAAUCUCUGCGCUACCAUUGUAGCUUGUCAGAUGGACGAGUAUAUUUACAACGUCGAACUUGUGCGGGAAUUAGUGGACAAACUACCGACACAGUUUAAAGUGGAUUGGGCGAGGCACAGGAGAUUAAUCGCUGAUACCAGACUGACUUCCUUUUGCGAUUGGUUGUACGAAUUGGCUGAAACAAUUUCGCCAAUUGCUAUGCUCUCGUGCCAGGACUCCAGCGCAAACAAAGUUGGAAGAAAAGUAACCGGUUUUUUAAAUGCCCACUCGGAACCAGAUGAAAUUGAUCAACCAGCCUAUGCUUGGGGUAAACCUGAUCGUGGACAGCCCAAUACUCCUCCUAAAUCCUGUAACGUUUGCAAAGGUGAAUGUAAUUCUCUGGAAAAGUGUAAAAGGUUUAUUGAGAUGAGUUAUAAAGCCCGCUGGGCUGCAGUUAAUGAAUUUUAUUUCUGUAAAAAAUGUCUUGGUAAGCACCCUAGAAUGCCUUGCAAAUCUCAGAGAAUAUGUGGCACAAACGGUUGUCUUUAUAAGCACCAUCCACUUCUACAUAAUCCCGCAAAGGAUACGCAGGGUUCAACUCAACAAAACCCAGAAUCUUCUGUCGUUCAUCGAGAUUGUAACAUCCAUCACUACACUUCAAACCAGGCACUUUUUCGUGUGGUACCAGUCGUGUUAUAUGGCCCAAACAGGAAGAUAAACACAUUCGCGUUUCUAGAUGACGGAUCUUCGCUAACUUUGAUGGAAUCAUCGCUUGCUUCGGAGCUAGGAGUGUCUGGGAAAGUCGAACCACUCUGCUUACGAUGGACUGGCAAUAAAACUCGACAGGAGAAUUCUGAAAAUAUUACCAUUGAAAUCUCAGGUGUGAACGAGAUGCAUAAACGCUAUCGCCUACCAGAGGUGCUCACUGUUUCAAAUUUAGAUCUCUUCCAUCAGACUUUAGAUAUGGACGAAAUGAGGAAACGAUACAGUCACCUCAGAGGAAUUCAGGUUGAAUCUUAUGAAGGAGUUCAACCUCGUAUACUUAUCGGCAGUAACAACGCAAACCUUGGUUACGUUCUGAAAGGCAGAGAAGGAAAAAUGCAUGAACCAGUGGCGACAAAGACACGACUUGGCUGGAUCGUAUAUGGUGGUGCAGAAUUAGGUCAACAACAGUUUUUGGGCUACCAUGGAGCACAUAGAUGUUCAUGUCAGGGUGAGCAAUGUGAAGUUUUACACCAGGCCAUGCAAAAAUAUUUCUCGAUCGAUGGGUUAGGUAUCACAAAACCAACAACUCUUGUGGAAUCUAAGGAAGAUACUCGAGCACGGAGACUUCUAGAAAGCAUGAAGCGUAGAAAGGAUGGACGAUUUGAAACUCGACUUCUUUGGAAGUAUGACCAUUUCCAGCUCCCAGAAAGUAAAUCGCUCGCUCUUCGCCGUUAUGCGUGCCUCGAAACACGCAUGAAUAAAGAUCCAGAUCUUAAGGCAUCUCUCUACGAUAAGGUUAAAGACUACGUUCUAAAAGGCUAUAUUCGCAAGCUCACCGAAGCUGAAAUUGAAGAAAAGAAUCCAAGGGUAUGGUAUCUGCCAGUUUUUCCAGUGUUCAAUCCCAAUAAACCCAAGAAGAUACGCAUCGUGUGGGACGCCGCAGCUAAGAGUCACGGAACAGCACUGAAUUCACUACUCUUAACAGGACCGGAUCAGAAUUCCUCUCUUACUGACGUUCUGUUUAGGUUCCGUGAAAAUCGGAUAGCGGUUUGUGGUGACAUAUGCGAAAUGUACCAUCAAGUACUUGUAGCGGAGGAAGACCAACACUGUCAACGGUUUUUGUGGAGAGAAAAUCCACACGAUUCUAAGAUCAGCGAAUAUGUCAUGCAAGUGAUGACAUUUGGGGCAUGUUGUUCGCCCAGUUGUGCACAAUUCGCCAAAAAUAUGAACGCGAGGGAAUAUGCAGGACAAUAUCCUCGAGCAGCAUCAGCAAUUAUAGAAAACCACUAUGUAGACGAUAUGCUCAUAGCCACAGAAACAGUGGAAGAAGCUAUUUGCUUGGCAAAGGAAGUUCGGUACAUACACGCUCAAGCUGGGUUCGAAAUGAGGAAUUGGGUAUCUAAUUCACCGGAAGUUUUGGAGACACUAAAUGGUACGAGCGGUAACGAAAAGAAUCUCAACUAUGAUGCAGAGUUAUCCACUGAAAAAGUUCUUGGUAUGUGGUGGUGCACGAUAUCAGAUAGCUUCACUUUUAAAUUGUCCCCAAAACAUGAAAAAGAGCUCCUAUCUGGCGAAUGCGUUCCGACGAAGCGACAGGUAUUACGCACGUUGAUGGCCGUAUUUGAUCCUCUCGGGCUUCUCUCAAAUCUUAUGAUUUACCUAAAAAUUCUUCUUCAAGAAGUAUGGCGCACUUCAAUCGAUUGGGAUGAGAAAAUUCCUAGCAAUAUUUUCAAAAAUUGGCUGCAGUGGUUGGCAGUACUCCCUAAAGUGCAAUCAGUAAGUGUUCCUCGUUGCUAUCGCUCGAAUAUAAACUUGGAGGCAGACACUAUCGUACAGCUACACACAUUCGUCGACGCUAGCGAACUAGGCUACGCUGCGGUAGUCUACCUACGCUUCGAAUACCACGGAAAGAUUGAGACCUCCAUUGUUGCCGCUAAAGCUCGAGUCGCACCUUUGAAGUUUCUGUCCAUUCCAAGGAUGGAGUUAGAAGCUGCGGUCAUUGGAGCCCGACUGACAGCCUCCAUUUGCAAGGCAUUAUCGUUAAACAUCAAUCAGCGUUUCUUCUGGAGCGAUUCUCGUGAUGUACUCUGUUGGAUCAGAUCUGACCAUCGACGAUACUCGCAGUACGUAGGGCAUCGCGUGAGUGAAAUCUUGGAAACUACUCGAAUUGUGGAAUGGAGAUGGAUUCCGUCUGAAGAAAACGUCGCGGAUGAAGGCACCAAGUGGCAAAAACCUCCCGAGCUAACCAACGACUGCCGUUGGUUUAAUGGACCGGAAUUCUUACACCAAAAUGAAGCAAUGUGGCCAGUAGAACGAAACUUUCAGCAACCAACAACGGAGGAACUCAGAAAAAGCGUAUACUGUCACGAACAUAUCUCUUUACCAAAAAUACUGUUUGAUUCCUCACGCUUUGGGAGUUGGAACCACCUUCGGAGAACUUCAGCAAUGUUUAACAGAUUUAUACAGAACAUAAAAAAUGGGAUUAACGCGACAGCACCGUUAUUCGGACCGCUAUCAGGGUCUGAGAUACAGCAAGGCGAAAUACGUAUGUUUCGACAAGCACAGCAAGAACACUUUGCGAUGGAGAUAAAAAUUCUCUCCUGCAAAGAUCUUACCCAAAAAGGCCUUCCAACUACAAGUAAUCUUUUCGAAUUCUGGCCUUUUCUAGACAGCGAAGGUGUUCUAAGAGCAAAGACGCGCAUUGGAGCUUGUGAUGUUGCUAGUAUGGAUACCAAGAACCCGAUAAUCCUACCAAAGGAUAGUCACAUAUCAUGGCUUAUAGUUCAGCACUAUCACGUACGCUUCUAUCACCGUAACCAUCGUACAGUGCUAAACGAACUUAAACAACGCUUCAGGAUCAUCCCGAAACUAGCAAGCCUUUACAAGAAAGUACAAUCAGCUUGCCAGGUAUGCAAGAACAUGCGAGCAGCGCCUCAUCCUCCUCCGAUGAGUGAUCUUCCCGUGUCGAGAGUUUCAGCAUUUACCAGACCAUUUUCGUAUGUAGGCGUCGAUUAUUUUGGACCACUGAACGUCACCGUGAAGCGCAGCACCGAAAAACGUUGGGGGGUACUAAUAACGUGUCUCACAGUUAGGGCUAUUCAUAUUGAAAUCGCACACUCAUUAUCGGCACAAUCGUGUAUAAUGGCACUGAGAAAUUUCAUGGGAAGAAGAGGCAUUCCAAUACAAAUUGUAAGCGACCGUGGUACGAAUAUGAUCGGCGCAAGCAAAGAACUUUUAUUGGCUUUAAAAGAAUUGAAUCAAGACAUGAUAAUACAGGAAAUCUCUAGUCCAGAUACAACUUGGACAUUCAUUCCACCGGCAUCUCCACAUAUGGGCGGUUCUUGGGAACGCAUGAUUCAAACUGUUAAACGAAAUUUGAAUCAAAUAAGUCCACGACACCAACCAACUGAUGAAGUAUUGCGUAAUCUAUUGAACGAAGUAGAAAACGUGGUAAAUUCCAGGCCUUUGACUCAUCUUGAAAUGGAAGAUCCCGAGUCACCAGUCCUGACACCAAACCAUUUCCUACUAGGUUCAUCGAACGGUUUAAAACCAGCAACGUUGUUUGAUGAUAGCAGCAAAGCUCUUAACAAUACGUGGCGAACAUGCCAAGUGGAAGCAAACAUCUUCUGGAAGCGUUGGGUGAGAGAUUACCUGCCGGAGAUUACAAGACGAUCCAAAUGGCUAACGCCGGUGAAGUCUAUCGAAAUCGAUGACAUAGUAGUUGUUGUCGAUCCGAAUCUACCAAGAAACUGCUGGCCUUUAGGAAGAGUGAUAUCUGUAAUUCAGGGUAAAGAUAAACAAGUGAGAGCUGCAAUCAUUCAAACAGCGACUGGAAUAUACGAACGACCAGCUGUUAAACUCGCCGUGCUAGAUGUUAGACGCGGAAUUAAGUAA
Molecule: messenger RNA, 8028 nt
Organism: Uranotaenia lowii
Lineage: Eukaryota; Metazoa; Arthropoda; Insecta; Diptera; Culicidae
Exons: 3
Coding region: 1669-8028 (2119 amino acids)
Biological process (GO): DNA integration
Molecular function (GO): nucleic acid binding
Source: RefSeq, a predicted model, not a curated record